Messenger RNA from Pelobates cultripes (western spadefoot toad), 4152 nucleotides. Lineage: Eukaryota; Metazoa; Chordata; Amphibia; Anura; Pelobatidae. The record is from the annotation of a GenBank genome assembly.
GCGAGGAUGGGAUGGAGCACAUAAAGCCCGUGGAAGGGGUGGUCAAAGAGGGGCAAGGGGAUGGAGACAGGAAAAUCAGGGUUAUAGGGGCAGGGGUAACCAAGGAGGAAUAGACAGGAACACUUGUUUCAACUGUGGCCAAUAUGGCCACUGGAGGAAUGAGUGUCCACACCCCAGGAAACCCCAGGAAACCCCACACACCCCAACAACCCCACCUUUCUCAAAAUAUGCCCGGUAGGCAAGAACAACACCAGACCCACUCCCAACACCACUGGCCAGCAUAUCGCUUAGUUCAGGACUUUAGAGCCCUGAAUAGUUUAAUUGUGCCCAUUUCACCCAUUGUCCCUGAUGUGACAUCCCUCAUUACAGCCAUUCCACAUGAUGCCACUUGCUUCACUGUCAUUGAUUUAAGUAAUGCAUUUUUUCUAUACCUAUUGAUCAAGAGACACAGCUACUUAUGGUUUUUACUUUUUGAAGGCUGUCAGUUUACCUGGACACGCUUACCCAAGGCUAUGUGGAUUCCCCAGCUGUUUAUUCGUUGGUACUCUAACAUACUCUAAAAAACAUGGACCACCGGUCAUGGUUCCGUCCUUUUUGCAAAAUGUUGAUGAUUUGUUGUUAUGUAGCCCUAGCUCUGAGGCAAGCACUGUGGAUACUGUCAGCAACUAUAGGUCACAAGGUUGUUAAACACAAAAUGCAAUUGUGUAAAUCAAAGGUUGAAUACUUAGGUUUUGUUCUGGCUUUAGGCACCAGACAAUUGAGUCCAAAAUGUAUUGAGGUCAUUCAGAGGAUUCCUACACCCACUACUCGGAAGGAGUUGCUCACCUUCCUCGGCAUGAUUAAUUACUGCCGCCAAUGGAUCCCUGAAUGCUCCCAUUAUAACUCAAUCCUAAGGGAGGCUGUACGUUCUGACAGCCCUGAAAAUGUCUGCUGGUCACCAGACAUGCUAGCUGCAUAUAUUGCCCUUACAGUUGUUAUUGUGCAAGCCCAGGCUUUAGGACUACCUGUGUAUUGUAAACCAUUUCAUUUGUAUGCUUGGGACAAUUGUAAAACCAUGGCCGCAGUCUGUGCACAAGAGCAAGGAGGCGGUAUGCGUCCCAUAGCAUUCUUUUCCAAAGUAGUUCGAGCUCCGGUACAGGGUAUGCCGGCGUGUCUCAGAGCAUUGAUAGCAUGUGCAAUGGCUGUUGAAACUGCUACUACUAUCACACUAGGGCAUCCUACAAUACUUCAUGCCAGUCACCAGGUCACUCAGCUGAUAACAAAUCUCACCACACAACACAUGACAGCCCAGCGCUUCAGUGGUUAUGAGAUUCUUUUUUUUAAUACCCAGAAUCUGUCUUUUGGAUUAAACAAGGUUUAGAGAAAGAUCAAAAUGAUCUGUUCUCUAAAGAGGGGAGAAUAGGCAUACUUGAAGAAUAGGCAUACUUGAAGCAAGCUGAUUUAUUUUCAUCAGUCAGGCACAUAGCAAGCACCAUUCAAUUCUUCAUGAAUUCAUUUUAUAUUAGGAAUCUCAGGCAGCAUGUACAGUCUUUUGUAAGAUCGUGUGAACGCUGCUCUUUUUACACACUUACAGAUUGAUUUUAUUCAUGUAUCCAAAAUUGGUAAGAAACAGCAAUACUUACUGGUCAUAGUUAAUCAGUUUAGUAGAUGGCAUGAGGCCUUUGUGAUAUCUAGGGAAGAUUCUAGUGAAGAUUAUUGUUACUGAAAUUAUUCCCCGGUAUUGCUGCCCUCUGCAGAUUGGCUCUGAUAAUGGCCCGGUUUUUGCAAGUGGGGUUGCCCAGGAACUUGCUAAAUUCUUGCAAGUUACCUGGCAGUUUCAUAUACCCUAUCAUCCACAGAAUACAGGGGUAGUUGAAAGGAUGAAUAGGACUAUUAAGGAAAAGCCCAGAAUUUACCCAGGAACAUGGGUAAAUUGGACUAGAUAUCUACCAGCUAUUUUAGCUGAGAUAAGAGUGAUUCCUCACAAGGUGACUAAAUUAUCUCCAUUUGAGAUUUUGAUGGGAUGACCUUUUCCCACACCCUGGGCCAGGGAACCGCUUGUUAUAAUGUCUGUGGAUUUACAGCUAAUACAAGAACAAUAUGUACAGGAAUUGUUGAUAAAACCGAAUGGUAUGUAUGACAAUGUUUCUUCGCAGUUUUCCCUUACCUUCACAGGAACCUACUCAUUCAUACCAGCCCGGUGACAAGGUGUAUAUCCGUCAGCUGAACAGGACCAAGAAAGGAGGAUACCCUUUUGGACCACCUGCUACUGUGAUUGCUGUACCCAGAACCGCUGUCCACAGAUUCCCAUGACAUCUGGAUUCACGCAUCCCGAGUGAAGCUGUGUCCAAAGAGGGGAACCAAGGAAGACAACACCACUCCUCGCUCGGAAACAGAAGAAUUUCUCCUCAGCGAAGCAUCAUGGUUUUCACACCAUAUCGUAGAUUGAGAGGAUCAUACGUACCUGAGACCAAGAUUAUGUUGUGCGCUAUGCUUUCUGGAGUUGUUAUACUCCCUCUGAUAUUGUUCCUUGAAUGCCAUUAUGAGUACAAGUCAAUGGCAAGUUUGAAACCUGUUUGUUUCUGAAAAAAGACUCUGACAUGAUGAACAAUUCUUCAAUACCCCCAGCCCAAUUAGGCCUUAGCCCCUCAUCUAGCAUUCGUCACACACGCCCCCUCAAGAACCUUUCUCCACCACCUUUCUAUCAGCAUGCAAUAUGCAAUCAUUCAUUCACUGAACGCAUUUGGAUGAAUUGGACAAAUAGUAACCCUUAUAAGUACCAGUUACCCAUAUGAAAUGUGUCUACAGCUAAUGAAACCGAUGCAUUAUGUUUGUUUGAAGGUUCACAGAAAAUUGUUAGAUCUUAUAACGCAGAAAUGUGCACAGUUAAGGUUGCAUAUCAAUGUAAACAGACAGGCCUUAUUACUUUUAAUAAUGAUUAUAUAACUGGUAUCAUUAAUUGGAAAAGGGGACAAAUGUUAGUCAUUAUGAACGACACUGCAAUUGAGAACUAUACACUACCUUAUAUUUUUACACCUUAUUACUGUCCUUCAUCCACUAUCAUAGAACCAAAAGUCAAACACGACACACACACACCUAUUCCGUCCACAUGUGUUAAUACAACUGCCUUCUUACAAGCUGUACAUGUGUCAUUAAAAAUCACUACUCCUGUUGUAACAUUAUGUAACACAGCAAACAAAGGCAGAAAAGGGAAUGGUAUGACACACUGUUAGAUGGUGCUGGAACCACUAUGGGUAUACUAAAUAGUUAUAGAUAUGGAGACCCUCAAGAAUAAGUUAAACACAGCCAGCAUGCAUAUAGGGACUGGUUUUCAUGCUACUGCAAAUUGGGCUCCAAUUGUUGUUAAAUCAUAGGUUAUAGGAUUGGAUUUAGAUAAAUCAAUGUAUAAUUAUUUAGAUAAUUUAACUGUUGCAACUAUGAAAUUCACUACAGAUCUCGGUAACUGGAGUACUUGUGCCAUCAGGUAUUUAUGGAUACAACAACAAGGAUUGGCAUUAGAAAACACACUAAUGAUUCCUAAACUAGAGAAGAUUAGAGGAAUGUGUAACCUCACAGAUAAUGAUUGGUUACUUCUAAAACCCCAAUCCAGUAAAUGCAAUGGAUGGUUAACUGGUAAUGUUUCACAUUUUUCAUGCUCAUGCUAUUUAACAUUAUAUCAUACAUUAUCAAAGGAUGUUAAAUUAGCUUGUCAAUUUAACACAUUACCAGUACCAGUUUAUGAUCUUUUUGCCAAGAAUUUAACCUGGUGGGCACCCACAUACACAGGGGACUAUAUGUUUUCCCAAAGAUAACACACAUAGGUAGCCACACAUAUCCUAAAAGGAGAACUCCUUAAGGUGAGUUCACAAAUUCAGAAUGAUUCAGCCCAUAAUUGGUACAAUGCUUUACUAGUUGGUCCCCUACUGGAUCCCAGAUAAUGAAAUCAUUCUUCUAUCCUUUUGUUAUUAUAGUCCUGAUUUUAUUGUGUAUGAUUUUAUAUAACUGUCACCUUACUUGUACAUUGAGGAAAAGAGUACAGAAAUGAAUCCAUAAUGCAGAACAGAAACAAUUAGAAAUUCUCCUCUCUGCCACUGUAGAGUAUCAACCCAUCUUUAAACUGGGCCUUAGGAAUUACCACAUGGGAAUCGAGGUGAAGAAAUUAAUGAAAGUCCC